UUCAAAAAGAGAUGAGACUAAACUAAAAUGAAAACCAUUCUAUAUUUCCUUCUCCUGGUGUCAAUGGCUGCAGCCCAGGACGAUUUAACAGAAAGUUCCACUCAGUCCAGCUCGUCCAGUAGAAAGAAGAAUGUGAAACUAAAGGAUGAUAAAACGACAAAGGAAAAGAAACUGCUGAGAAAAGCAGAAAAAGACAAAUCUCCGAGUCAAGACUCUGAAGUGGCAGAUGAGCGUCCGGCAAAGACAAGGUUAAGAGAAUUCUUGUUGGACGGAUAUGAUAAAAAUAUUCAUCCUGUUCCGGAUCACACUGAUAAAGUUAAGGUAAACCUUGGAAUGGCUCUGAUCCAUCUGGACCUAGAUGAAAAGAAAUCCGUCCUGGAGGUUGAUGCUUGGUUGAGAAUGUCCUGGAUUGAUCAUUAUCUCAAGUGGAACACUUCUCAGUUUAAUGGGGUUCAGCAAAUACACUUUGGUAUGGAUGAGAUCUGGAAACCUGAUAUCUACCUUUACAACAACGCUGACGGUGGGACAACAAGUAGCUUUGGGAAUACACAUUUUCUAGUUCACAGCUCAGGGGAGAUAAUUUGGGUACCUCCAGUCAAAUAUAGAGCUUUCUGUAAGGAGUGGGAGGUGCUGACCUCUACAGCGACUAGAAGCCAAACUAAAUAUGACUGCUGUCCUGAGAUGUAUCCUGAUGUGACAUUUCAGUUUUUCCUACAGAGACAUUCUCCGUUCUACAGGUGUGUUAUAAUACUGCCCUGUAUGGUGAUAAUGUUAAUAGUGGUCGCAUCCUUCCUGCUCCCACCAUCAGCUGGAGAGAAGAUUAUAGUUAACUCAUCCUGUCUUAUAGUUUGUGUCCUGUACCUGUUAUAUUUCUCCUCUACUCUACCAGCGCUUUCAGAUCAAAUACCUCUCAUUGUACUCUUCUACAGUAACACUGCAGCGCUGGUUGGUAUAGCGAUAGUACUGAAUAUUGUCUGUAUAACAAUAAUUACUCCAGUCCUCCUUUUUCUAAAUAUUCUCCUGGUACCUAGAUUGUCCUGGUAUCUAGGUACUCCAGUCCUUAUUUCUCUAACUAUUGUCCUGGUAUCUAGGUACUCCAGUCCUUAUUUAUCUAACUAUUGCCUUGUAUCUAGGUACUCCAGUCCUCCUGCUUGUGUGAGAGAAUUCUUCUCUGGGUUUGCAGGACGAAUUCUGUGUCUAGGACAUUAUUAUCAUCAGGUCUCACAUACUCACCAAAGGCUGUUUGUAGAGAUGGAUUCAGUUAAUGAGUCUGCAGAGAGUGAUCAACCUCAAUCAACAGGUGUUGAGGGUAGGAAGCAGAAUGAAUGGUUACUUGUUGCUGCUGGGAUAGAACGAUUCUUCUUUCUAGUUUAUACAUUAGCAUUCGCCAUUGUUUCAAGCUCAUAUAUUUAAUUCAAUCCGGUCUUAUUAAUAUAUCUAUUCAUUUCA
Messenger RNA from Eurytemora carolleeae, 1449 nucleotides. Its product is annotated as neuronal acetylcholine receptor subunit alpha-7. The record is from RefSeq and is a predicted model, not a curated record. The transcript is spliced from 12 exons. Gene Ontology annotation, biological process: monoatomic ion transmembrane transport; chemical synaptic transmission; signal transduction. Gene Ontology annotation, molecular function: neurotransmitter receptor activity; transmembrane signaling receptor activity; extracellular ligand-gated monoatomic ion channel activity. Gene Ontology annotation, cellular component: synapse; membrane; neuron projection. NCBI's taxonomy places the organism in Eukaryota, Metazoa, Arthropoda, Copepoda, Calanoida, Temoridae. Bases 28 to 1413 code for a protein of 461 amino acids.